CUUUUGUAACAAAUUUCUUUGUUAAUUAAUAACCAUAGCCUAAUCCAACAAGACAAUAUAGAUUUGAUUAGCUUUAUGCUCAGACUUCUUUUGGCUUCUUUUUGUGUAAUAUUAUUGGAACAGAAAAAAUUAUGCAGAAUUUUAACAAACCUAUGUAACAGAUAGAUUAAAAUGGCAGCUGAUAAGUCAGCCCCGACAACAGAAGGCAAAAGGUCAGCAAGAGGAAAAAAGAGGUCUUCAAAGCUGCUGGAUGAUAAAGAUGAUGAUGAUGAUUCUAAAAGACCAAGACGUGCAUGUGAAAGAUCUCUUUGUCCAGCCAAAGUUCCAAUUUGUUUUGCUGGAGCCACAGACAGAUGUGCUGGUAGUUCAUGGACAUCACGAUGGUACCAUAUUUCACCAGGAGAACAUUUCUGUAAUGAAUGUUUUGAUCAUUACUAUAGAGUUCACAAAGAUGGUUAUACUACGUUCAGUGAUUGGAAGAGAGUAUGGUCAACACAUGGCAAAAACGAGCCAAAGUUGAUGUUGUUUUUUGCGGAUCAGAUGCUACCAUAUUGGGUACAAUGUACAGCUAAAGACUGUAAGAAGUGGAGACAACUUUCUAAAGAUGCUAAGUUUGAUACUGAACUGGUUCAAAGGUUUAAAUGUGGAAUGUCCUCUAGUGGUGUCAAGAAAGAAAAUCAAACUGGUGCAUGUCAAGUUUCACAAGACGCAAGAGUAGAUUUACCUAUGAAUCGAAGAUGGUACUCACAAGUCACAUCCGCUCCAUAUUUAUGGAAUUCUCCAUCUGCAACAUUUUUAACUGGAUAUUAUCCAGAUGGUGUCGGACUCAGUGUUUCGGAUCCUUCCAUUCGAGGUGUUCAAGAAGAUCCAUUAGCCAAAUAUCCUAAAGGACUAAUACAGCCAUUUACGAAUGAUGGAGAGUCACGGAGUGCUUUAAGUUUUCAUCCUGAUUUUAUAGAGACUGAAGAAAAUUAUUUACCUCAUUUAUCACUAGAUAACCCCACACUAUAUUUAGCUCUACGUAAUUUAAUUAUGUCACUAUGGGCAGGUAAUAUAAAGGAAUGGUUAACGGUAGAGAAAUGUAGUUAUAAUUUAUUAUGUCGAGGUUUAACACGAAUUAGAAUGGUAGAAGAUUUACCUUUAUUACUACAAUAUUUAACAUGCAAUGGUUUCAUCAACUCAGGCUUAUUAACAAUUCCAAGCAGUCUCCAUAUUUCUUCAGACAUUCAGAAAGAUGUUAUUAUAAUAGGAGGUGGUAUCAGUGGUUUAUCAGCAGCUAGAUAUUUACAUGAUAUGGGUGUCAAGGUAAAAGUAUUGGAAGGCAGAGAUCGUUUAGGUGGUAGAAUAUUUGAUACACAUCAAUUAGUUGAUUGUGUAGGACAAGGUGCUCAGUUGUUGAUAGGUCAAACAAAUAACCCUAUAUCAAUUAUAGCUUACCAGCUUACCAGAUAAUAACCAUAUAUCUAUUGGGUGGUCAAGUGCUUUAGAUCAUAAGUUCUGCCAUUGUGUCAAGUGGUGUGGUUUCGAUUCCAAGUAUGUACGUGAUCAGGAGUGGAAAGGGAUGGGGUUUAACAUCCUACUUUUCUGCACCGUCAGGUUAAUGAGCAUUGGCAUACGGCAUUGUCCAGAAAGCGGCACUACGGUCUACUCUUAAGUUGGCUUCUUUUACCUGCAUGCCAUGUAAACACAAGCUCUCAUGUUUUUACUCCCCUUCCAAAUGACUAGACACUGUUCCUUGCCAGGUCCUCCAUCCAGGACCUCCAAGUUAGAAAGCCAGUACCUUACCGAGUCAGUUGGAGCAGAACGUUCUGUUAAAUCCCAUUUCAUUUCAUUCGACCUUACCAAGUCACUGUGGCUCCAGUAGUAAGGAGUAGUCACCAUCCUCGUUAGUUUUCUCUUGGUCCUUCAGUUUCUUA
Patella vulgata (common limpet) is the source of this 1916-nucleotide messenger RNA. RefSeq names its product lysine-specific histone demethylase 1B-like. The record is from RefSeq and is a predicted model, not a curated record. Gene Ontology annotation, molecular function: protein binding; oxidoreductase activity; zinc ion binding. NCBI's taxonomy places the organism in Eukaryota, Metazoa, Mollusca, Gastropoda, Patellidae. The transcript is spliced from 11 exons. Bases 172 to 1452 code for a protein of 426 amino acids.